Molecule: messenger RNA, 453 nt
Organism: Funneliformis geosporum
Lineage: Eukaryota; Fungi; Glomeromycota; Glomeromycetes; Glomerales; Glomeraceae
Source: the annotation of a GenBank genome assembly
AUGUAUGUGCAAAAGUUGGAUCCUAUUAUGACUACUCAGCGCAUAUCCUCAUGGAAGGAAAUUACUCAAAUGUUUAUUUCUGAUAAAAAAGAAUAUGAAAAAUUCAAGGAAAGAUGUUUGGAUGAUUACAUCACACGGGCAAGAUUAAGAGAGAUAUAUGAUGACCAACUGGACGAGAAAAUUAGUCAACACACAAAUUUACACGCAGAAUUGAAUAUAUUGACCAAAAUAGUAGAUCAGAAAUAUCGAAGAUAUAAUAUCAUCACUUCUGGAACGCAUAAUAAGAUAUAUCAUAGAUGGAUGCUUCCAAAUCCAAGGGAUACUACCUUUGGGAAAGAUGCCCAAUCAUAUAUUUUAGCAAAUCUUAAUCUUAUCAUAAAUGAAGAAAUAACGAUAGCAAAACAUACUAAUGUGACGUCGAUAUCUGAUAGUGCAUUGAUUCGGAAAACUUGA